GUUUCUGGGUCCUCUCUGAAAACAGCAAGUGCAGAAACAAUAGGCUCUCCAUCAUACUUAUCGGAUAUAGUGAAAACGCUAUAAAAAAUUUUGGAAGGAUCUACUUUCAAGGUUUCUAAUAAAAUAAAUUCGUCGUUACUUAAAAACCCACACACGUCCAAUCAUUGCUCAUUCCUUGAUGAUAUCGACGACCACUCAGUCUAUUCACAUGAUGCUGGCACUCUCUCGGAUUUACUUCAGCCAGGACUCUAUUUCAAAUAGGUUUGGGAGAAGCACCAAGCAUGCUGGAGUACUGAUAGGUGAAACUUUGGACAAACUUUUGACUGGAGAAUGUAGUAUUUUCGACAUAGACCCUAUUAGAGUUGCACGGCGUCGUGGUGUAUACGUCACAGAAGACAAUCGAAGAUUGUGGAUAUUCAAGGAACUUGAAAAAAAGGGUAAAUGUACCAAGGUUCCAGUUAUAAAAGUGGAUGAGAUCAGCUCUUCUAAACCCUUUAAAAGACCGACUGUCGAAGUAAGAAGGGACCCAGGGGGUAUCUUGUGGAGAAUCUCAACUGAGAGUUCAUCUUCAUCCACUUCUGAUUCUAGUGAUUUGGAUGACAAAUCAUUGGUUAUAGGUAUCAACAGAAUGUCGUUGAGCAUCGCGAAGACAAGAAAGCUACGCCCAUCAAAAAUCUUCUUCAGUAAAGCACAAAUUAGACGCAACCCACAAACGUUGGAAAGGGAUUUAAAAAAUAUAUGUACGGGCAAGUAUUCCUUCAGGGAUGUAAGGAUUGAAGUCUAUGAAUUUGAAGACAAAUACUGUGCUACUGACAAUGAAAUGUUAUGGAAAUUACGCGUAGCAGAGAAAUUUCAACAAUGUUCUUCUGUGGAAUUUAAAACAGUGAGCAUGCCAGAAUGUACAAGUAAACCUUAUUUCUGGGAUGAGCUGCAUCUUGAAAGUGAAAUGAGGCGGGUUUUCUUUAAAUUUCGUAAAACCAUUAAAAAAUUGCCAACAUUGCAAACCUUGAAAGUUGACCCUUCCAAAAUUCUCUAUAGCGUUUCUGCUAUAAAGGACGAGUAUGAAGGGAAGUCAAUUGUUUCUGCACUUGUUAAAUUUCGAAAAGAUCCUGAAACCAUGAAGGUCGUGAAAAACGGAGAAAACUUCUACUGUUUGGAUAAUCAUAAGCUUUGGUUUUGCAAACAGAUUUCAAAAAUAGAAAGAAAGCCAUAUAAAAUAUCUGUGAAAGUUAAAAUGGAUAUGGAUACCAGCAUGUUGAAAUAUUUCACAGCAAACGAUUCUUUGACUGUACGAAUUAAGAGAUCACAUUCCUCUUCUGACCUAAAAGAAACUUUCUUGGAUUUUCUGCAAGUAAAUGACGACCAUAAGUAAUAUCAUUCCUCUAGCCGAAACCCGUGUCGCUUAUUCAUGGACCACACUGUUGAAUUCAUUGAAACAAACGACAAAGUCUUAGUCCUUGUUUUUCUGUAAUGAGCUUAAAACGAUUUA
Molecule: messenger RNA, 1489 nt
Organism: Magallana angulata
Lineage: Eukaryota; Metazoa; Mollusca; Bivalvia; Ostreida; Ostreidae
Exons: 2
Coding region: 179-1372 (397 amino acids)
Source: RefSeq, a predicted model, not a curated record